AUGACACUUACACGGACGUUUAAUCUUUGCUCAAGACGAUUAUGUUGGUUUUUUAUUUUUUUUUAAAGUCUAUAUUAAGAUAUACACUCAGAGUUGAAUAAAACUGUCCCGAAGCUUCGAAAAGAGAAUCAAUUUUUAGUCAGCACAAAGCCAAAUGAUUACGAUUUGAUAGUGAUCGGUGGCGGGUCUGGCGGUCUAUCUUGCUCGAAAAUGGCGUAAGUCCGACUUUUGGAACGAAUUUUUCCAUAAAUUCGAAACUUUUAGUCGGUUGUGACUCUUUUCAGUGCAAGCCUAGGCGCAAAAGUCGCUCUAGUGGAUGCUGUGGAGCCGACUCCUUCAGGGGUCACUUGGGGCAUCGGAGGCACUUGUGCUAACGUUGGCUGCAUUCCGAAGAAGCUCAUGCAUCAUGCUGCCAUCGUUGGAAAGGAGGUUCAACUUUUUGAUAAUUCAAUGGUCUGUUUAAAUGUUAAAUGUCAAGUCGUCGGUCAAACUCCGCCCCUUAUGCGUAGACCAAACCAAUAAGAGAGCGAGCCAUCCAUAGAGCGUUGUUGGGGGCGGAGUUUGCUGUUUGACAUUCAAAAUCUCAACAUACUAUAGAUGAGGAAACAUUAAAAUAGCGCUCCAUAGCAAACUGGAAACUGUCUUUCGAAAAAUUUUCCGUUUUUCAUUAAGAAAUUGUAUAAAAAGCUGAAAGAACUGAAAGGGGCAUCUUUCUGCGAAUUUCAAGAUUUUUCUAGAUUUCACAUGCUGAGGCUUACGGUUGGCUCGGAGUGAAGAAACCUGACCAUCACUGGUGAGGUCGAAAUUUCACAAAUUGAGAGAAUUUUUACCAGGCACACUUUGGCAAAAGUUGUAAACGACCGAAUUCGAGCCAACAAUUGGAUUUACAGGGUACAGCUGAAUGAAAAGUUUGUUUUUCAGAGUUCAAAAAAUUUCGAUUUUUCAGAGGAAUCAAAUAUAUCAAUGCAUUCGCCAAGUUCGUGGAUAAGAACGAGGUUCAUACCACUGCGAUGGAUAAGAAGAAGACUGAGGUUUUGAAGUCAAAAAUCAUCCCUUUGGGUUAUUUUUCUUUUUUGCAGCGUCUUUUACGUGCUCCGAAAAUUGUCAUCGCAACUGGCCUCCGACCGCGUUAUCCAAACAUUGAAGGCGCCGAGUUAGGCAAGAAAAAAUCUAUUGUUUAAGAUUCAGAAACAAGAAAACAACUACUUUGGUUUUCCGUAUAUAAACAGUUCUAUUUUCAGGAGUCACAUCGGACGAUUUAUUCUCGUUGCCCUACGCCCCUGGGAAGACUUUGGUAGUCGGAGCGAGUUACGUGGCCUUAGAGUCCGCCGGACUUCUCGCCGACCUCGGCUAUGAAGUCCAUUUGAUGAUCCGUUCGAUUCCUCUCAAAGGCUUCGACAGAGUAGCUCGGCUUCAUGUAUUACUAAAAGCUGAAGUUCUAGGACUGCGUCAACAAAAUAGUUCAAAAUCUGAAGGCACAUGGUGUGAAUAUCCGGUGGAGCGAAGAAGUUAAAGAAGUUUCCAUUGAGAAUAAUCGCAAAAAGGUGAGAACAGAAGUCCUUAUCUCAGGACUACCAAUAUUGCAGGUGAAUUUCAAAAACGCAGAAACGGGUAAAGAUUCAUCGGAAGAUUUAUACGAUACGAUCAUUUGGGCUAUGGGUAUUUCAAAUUGAUUGGCUUCUAGAUUUAUUUUCGAUAAUCCAGGAAGAGACCCAAACGUGAAGACGUUAGGGUUGAAGGACGCUCAUGUGCAAACUUCGGCGAGGUCAGGCAGGAUACUUGCCGACGAGUUCGACCGUACCACCACCGAAGGCAUUUACGCCAUUGGCGACGUUGUCGAGGUACAGUAAGAUUCUGUAAUCAGGAAAUGCAAACUGAAAUCCAGGGACGGCCAGAGUUGACGCCGGCCGCGAUAAGAGCGGGACAGCUUCUCGCUCAGCGAAUGUUCGGCGGAUCCAAGGAGAUCACGGAAUAUGAGAAAAUAGCCACUACAGUCAUUAUUAUCUUCAUCUCGAUGUUUUACCCUGUACAUUUAGGUGUUCACUCCGCUCGAACUUUCCUGCGUCGGAAUGACAGAAGAGCAGGCCGUCGCUGCUCACGGAGCUGAGAACAUUGAGGUUUAUUAAGCUAAGUUCGAAGUUUCGAUCGUUCGAUUUUCCUCAGCCUCCAUUCAUUUUCUCACAUUAUUAAUAAAAACUUUAUUUCCAUUAUAAAUAGGAAGAAAAAUUGGAUUUGCUUUGUUUUUUUAUGUAACUUUCUCACCUUUAAUGGAUUUCAUUUUCAGGUUUAUCAUUCGUACUUUACUCCGUUCGAGUUUAUUGUCCCCCAGGACAAGGACAGUGAACAGUGCUACCUCAAGGUGAAUCUAUUGAAACAGGAUUCUCAAAAAUUAUCACACUAAAAAUUUUCACAGGUGAUUUGUAUGAGGAGCAGUCCACAAGAAGUCCUCGGACUGCACUUCGUGGGUCCUAAUGCGGCCGAGGUUAUGCAAGGCUUCGCGGUGGCUUUCCGAAAAGGACUCACCUACAAGGACAUUGUCGACACUGUGGCUAUCCAUCCGUGUUCUGCUGAAGAAUUCGUCCGAUUGGUUGUCACCAAAAGAUCAGGACUCGAUCCUAAAGUCGCAGGAUGCUGUGGAUAA
Molecule: messenger RNA, 2641 nt
Organism: Caenorhabditis auriculariae
Lineage: Eukaryota; Metazoa; Nematoda; Chromadorea; Rhabditida; Rhabditidae
Source: the annotation of a GenBank genome assembly